This is a messenger RNA of Folsomia candida, 1268 nucleotides long. RefSeq names its product methylglutaconyl-CoA hydratase, mitochondrial. The coding region runs from base 176 to 1126 and encodes 316 amino acids. The record is from RefSeq and is a predicted model, not a curated record. Gene Ontology annotation, molecular function: enoyl-CoA hydratase activity. NCBI's taxonomy places the organism in Eukaryota, Metazoa, Arthropoda, Collembola, Entomobryomorpha, Isotomidae. Gene Ontology annotation, biological process: fatty acid beta-oxidation. The transcript has 6 exons. Gene Ontology annotation, cellular component: mitochondrion.
CUGUAUAAUAAUACAGCCUGCUGCAUUGAUUGAUACAUUUCAUAGAAUUAAUUGUUGAGUAGAAGUGAGUCGUAUGAUAUUAUUAACACAUCUUCUGAUCUGAUUGUCGCCACAUUUUUUGCCCCAUUGGAAUCGGAAUCUCGAGAUCAGUGCAGCAAGUACAUUUCGAACGAAGAUGGUCGUGUUUAUCGUUUCUCGUCUGCAACAUGGAUGUAAGAGAUUGAUUGGUCUCAACCUGCCUCCUCUGACCCCACAACGAGUCACUUUCCCAGCUCGACAACGAAACUAUGCAUCUGUGGCGUUUACCUCGACUUCGAAUGACCAAGAUGAGCUGCUGCUUACUUUCAUUGAGAAAGAGAAGCAGGGAAAAAUUGCCAUAAUGGCCUUCAACCGACCUCAGGCAAAAAACUCUUUUGGGAGAAACGUUGUCGGAAAGUUUAUGGAGUAUGUAGACGUACUUCGAUUCGAAAAGGACGUACGAGCCCUGAUUAUUCGAUCCGUUGUUCCUGGAAUAUUUUGUGCUGGUGCGGAUUUGAAGGAGAGGCUGAAAAUGAAACCGGAAGAGGUUGGACCACUUGUGGCCAAAAUGCGACGAGUUCUUUCAGACAUUGAGAUGUUGCCAAUGCCCGUGAUUGCUGCACUUGAUGGGGCUGCUCUUGGGGGUGGGCUCGAACUCGCUCUAGCAUGUGACUUAAGGGUGGCAUCGACCACAGCAAAAAUGGGUUUAGUGGAAACAAGACUUGCCAUAAUUCCUGGUGCUGGGGGAACUCAAAGAUUAUCUCGCAUCAUCGGUGUGGCCAAGGCGAAAGAAUUGAUAUUCACUGGCAGGAUUGUGGAUGGGUCCGAAGCUAAAGAAAUUGGUUUGGUAAAUCAAGUGGCGGAACAGAAUAAGAAUGGAGAUGGAGCGUAUCUGCGUGCUGUUGAGCUGGCUGAGGAGAUCAUCCCAAAUGGUCCCAUUGGAGUGAGAAUGGCAAAGAUUUCAAUAAGUCGAGGUAAAGAGGUCGACAUUUCUACAGGAUUGGCAAUAGAAGAGGCCUGUUAUGCUCAAGUAAUUCCAACUAAGGAUCGUAUCGAAGGGUUAGUAGCAUUCAAGGAGAAACGACCUCCACAUUAUAAGGGCGAAUAAAAAACAGACCAAAUAAAAUUAAUCUACGUAAAUUCAUCAGUCUAUUCCAUAAUAGUACUAACUACUCUACUCCAUAUGAGGAAUAGAAAAUGAGACUACUGCAAAAUAAUUAAAAAAUGAGAUAUUUUUCUUAAAAACCCAG